Messenger RNA from Penicillium daleae, 459 nucleotides. RefSeq lists its product as uncharacterized. Lineage: Eukaryota; Fungi; Ascomycota; Eurotiomycetes; Eurotiales; Aspergillaceae. The record is from RefSeq and is a predicted model, not a curated record. Bases 1 to 459 code for a protein of 152 amino acids. The transcript is spliced from 2 exons.
AUGAUCCUCGACAUUCGGAGAUACGGAAAAGAUCUCAUCAGCUCUGUUGCGGGUGUAGUAGGAGAUGCUCACUGGGCAGCCGAUUCGUCGGGCCGAAUGGAAAUCAGCCUCGGGCCUAACGGUCCGAAGGUGAAUGUGGGCGCUGGAGAGUUCGACAGAGGCAUCGGUCUACUGGACCAGGUUCAGCGGGGAGGCAUGAUGUCGUUUGCCGUGGAAUUAGAGCGCCCUUUUGGAGGGGAUCCCGCCUUUUCCCGACGGCGAAUGGACCAGACUGUCAAGGGUUCCGAGAAUCACGGGCGUGAUGAGACAAUAGCCGAGAUCUGUCCAGGGCAGUUGCCGCGAAUUACUCCUGAGAAGAGCAAGUCGGAACAGAAGGGCCGGGAAGAUUUGCCUUGCUGGGAUGGAAAGGAGGAAGCGGAGGAGGGGACGGAUGGUAAUCAUGGCUGGAUUAAGUAUUGA